AUGAUUUGUGAUAACGUAAAGAAGGCACAAGACCGCCAAAAGAGUUAUACAGAUAACAGAAGAAGACCAUUAGAAUUUAAGGAAGGUGAUCAUGUAUUCUUGAAGGCUACUCCAAGGUUAAGAUUGAAAGGACCAUUUAAGUCGCGGAAGUUAAGUCUGAGAUACGUGAGACCAUAUCAGAUUAUAGAAAGAAUUGGUGAAGUAGAUUACAGAUUAGCCUUACCAUCUUUUCUAUCUGAGAUGCGUGAUGUUUUUCAUGUGUCUCAACUACAGAAGUUCAUUCCUGAUCCUCUUCAACCAAUUCUUCCAGAUUCAGUGGGAAUAAAAGCAAAUCUAACUUUUGAACCUCAACCAAGUCGUGUUGUAAUAAGAGAAACUAAGGUGUUAAGGAACAAGGAAAUUACUCUUGUUAAAGUUCGGUGGGAUGCAUUACAUCCGGGUGAUGCUACUCGGGAACUUGAGUAUGAAAUGCCGGAAGCCUACCCUCACCUUUUUCAGACAAUCUUUAAAUUCGAGGACGAAUUUUUAUUUAAGGGGGGAGGAUGCAAUACCCCGAGUUUUCUUAAAUACUCUAAAUGA
Molecule: messenger RNA, 579 nt
Organism: Lathyrus oleraceus (garden pea)
Lineage: Eukaryota; Viridiplantae; Streptophyta; Magnoliopsida; Fabales; Fabaceae
Exons: 1
Coding region: 1-579 (192 amino acids)
Source: RefSeq, a predicted model, not a curated record